Salvia hispanica is the source of this 1035-nucleotide messenger RNA. NCBI's taxonomy places the organism in Eukaryota, Viridiplantae, Streptophyta, Magnoliopsida, Lamiales, Lamiaceae. The record is from RefSeq and is a predicted model, not a curated record.
AUGGAUUGUGCUUUUUUAGAGGCAUGGAAGAAAGCUUGUGCAACUGAUGGAGGCACACUAAGUGUUCCAAAAGGAGAUUAUCAAUUAAGUGAUGUUGAAUUUUUAGGACCAUGCAUUGGCAAAACCAAUGUUGUACUAGAUGGAACCAUAAUUGCUCCCGAAGUUCCUACUCCCGAAAUGGAUUAUUGGAUCAAGUUUCUCCGGGUCGAUGACCUCUCGAUAUCCGGCACCGGUACCUUAAAUGGAAAUGGAGCCUCAUAUUGGAAGAUCAAGCAAGCCCCCAUUAUAACUUCAUUAAAGUUGGAGCGUGUCAACAAAGUGAACAUUGAAAACAUCCAUUCAAUCAACAGCAAAAAGUUCCACUUUAACGUCCACAAAUGCAAAGAUGUAACCUUUAACAGCGUCCACGCCACAGCUCCGGCCGACAGCCCCAACACUGACGGCAUCCACCUGGGAAAAUCCGAUAACAUCAGAAUCUUCGGUGGAAACCUCGCCACUGGAGACGACUGCAUCUCCAUAGGAAGCGGAGUAACCAACAUGAACGUCACAGGCGUUAAUUGUGGGCCAGGCCACGGCAUCAGCAUCGGGAGCCUCGGGAAGUAUGAGGACGAGGAGUUUGUCCGGUCAAUUAGGGUAACCGAUUGCAAUUUCGAAGACACCGAUAACGCGCUGAGAAUCAAGACAUUCGGAACUUCUCCACCGGGCCUUGUUUCCGAUGUCACUUUCAAGAACAUUACAUUAAAUAAUGUGUACAAUCCGAUCAUCAUCGAUCAACAUUAUUGCCCAGACUCGAAAUGUGAGGGUGGUGAUUCGAAUAUUAAAAUAAUAGGUGUGAAAUUCAUCGACAUUCGUGGCAGCUCGAAUACGGAAGUCGGGGUGAAGAUUGAUUGCUCCAAAUGGCAUCCUUGCAGCGGCAUAGAGUUGAGAGGAGUUAACUUGACCUUUAAAGGGAAACCAACUACUGCACUUUGCUAUAGAGCUAAUGUUAAGUUUGUUGGAGAUGAACAAAUUCCUUCGAGUUGUACUUGGGAAUAG